Tetranychus urticae (two-spotted spider mite) is the source of this 2281-nucleotide messenger RNA. Its product is annotated as eukaryotic translation initiation factor 4B. The record is from RefSeq and is a predicted model, not a curated record. Gene Ontology annotation, molecular function: RNA binding. NCBI's taxonomy places the organism in Eukaryota, Metazoa, Arthropoda, Arachnida, Trombidiformes, Tetranychidae.
UUAACCAACCAACAGAUUUUCAGUGCGUGAAGUGUGUCUAUUUCUUCUCUCUCUCUCCCUCAUACUUGGAUUUUUUUCGGUGUUUUAAAAAAUAAUUGUUGUAAUUUAUAAUUACUUAUGGCUUCUCAAGGAAAAAGUAAACGAAAAACUAAAGGAGUUAAAGUAAAUCUUCAAACGUUCCUCAGCGAUGAAACGAAAGCACCUCAAGGAUUUGCAGUUGUCCAACCUAUAAAUUGGGCUGACUAUCAAGAUGACGAAGAGGAAGAUAAAUACUUUGAAUCUAAGCAAGCAUCUAGUAAAGUUAUUUUGCCAACCGUUCCUAAAUCUAUCCGUACACCAGAUUUUGAUGUAUCCAAAAUUCCAGAUAGACCACCAUAUAAAGCUUAUCUCGGUAAUCUUCCAUAUGAAGCUACCGAAGAUGAAAUUAUUAGGUUCUUCAAAAAACUCAAGAUUAAUAGUGUAACUUUGAUCAGAGAUGGUGAACGAGGUAGAAUUAAAGGCAUGGGUUUUGCCGAAUUUGAAGACAGAGAGAGUCUUAUUGAAGCUCUACAACAGAAUGGAGAAACUCUAAAAAGUCGUACCAUUCGAAUCUCUUUAUCUGAAGGAACGGAUUAUGAUAGAUCAUCCAGGGGUGGAUAUAGUAGUAAUCGUGAUGAUCGAGAGGAUAGAACGGCCGGUGAUUGGAGGUCUGGAACUCGAGAACGAGAUCCACCUCGUAAUGGUAGCGAUUACCAAACGCCUUUUGAAUCACAACCUUACAAAGGUCGAUUCAGUUAUGAUAAGUCAGAUAGACGAGAAGGUGGAUUUGAGCGUGGUUCAUACCAGAAAAGUGACCGGGACACGAGAGAUAGAGACUUUGGAAGCAAUCGAGGAGGCGGCUUCCGUGACAAAGAUUAUGGUUUUCGGGAUGAUAGAAGCAGUAGCGGUGGUUAUGGUUAUAACCGUAACCGAGAUGGUUACCGAGACAAUAGGUACCCUGAAAGGAGCGAUUAUCGCGAUCGUGGUGAAAGAAGCGAUAGAGGAGGUGACAGGGUUGACAGAGGGGAUCGAGAUGGUGAUCGACCGUCCAGUCGUAGAUAUGAUUCAGCUUUUGAACCAAGAAGUUCUCAACGUUACUCACCAUCAUCUCUUUCCACGGACUCUAAAAGUGUCGAUGGUGAUGCCAAGGAAAGGCCUAAGUUAAAGCUACAGCCUCGUACAAAACCCAUUGAGAAUGCUACUCAAGAAGUUUCAAAUUCUGCAAUAUUUGGCGGUGCUAAGCCAGUUGAUACUGCUUCCCGUGAACGAGAAAUCGAAGAAAAAUUAAAAAAGGAGAAAGAAGCUCUUAUGAGUGACACUGCAUCGAGUAAAGGAUCAACAUCUGGAAGGCGACCACUUCGAUUAAGUACUGAUUCAAGAGAUGACAGCUCACGUCAAAGUUUAGAUAGAGGCUCAGAUACUCCUAGAUCGGGUGGGCAAAGUCAAGGUGAAGGCUCUAUAGAUGGCGACUCAAGGAGUGAAGAUAGAAGCGAUGCAUCGCCAAAGGAAAGUGAUUCAAAAAAGUCUGAAUGAGCAGCAAAUAGAUGGCUUUUUCUUUAUACCUUCCCCUCCCUUUGAUGAUGUUAAUAUCAUAUUAAAAUGCCAUACUGCUUGAAAAGGCUGCGAGCUUAAACUCAUUCCCUUUUCAUUGGCAUUCUUUGAUAAUCUUUUUUGAGUACUCUAUAGAACCACUGUGUUUGCGAAAAUGCUGGUGUUUCUAUCCACUUUCUCUCUCCUCAAACCAACUCCAAUUUCAUCUCACUUUCUUAUUCUUAAUAAUUUAAAAAUUGAGCUAUUUCAUCUUCCCAAUGGGCUCUCUCUCUCCCUCUUUCUCUAUCUUCUCUUUUUCUCUACUUUCUUUCACUCUGUCAAAAAAACAAAAAAUAAAGAUUUUGCUUUCUCAGUCACAUUUAUGAACUGUCAAAGCAAAAGUAAACCCUAAUCUAUUCAAUAUCUGAGAUGAUUACAUUUAUUUAAUUGAACCUAAUAAUUUAAACACAAAUUUGUUCUCCCCUUUCAACUCAAUGUAUAUUAUUAAUAAUUGAAAUCGACCGAAAUCUCUAACCUCAUCCGCAUGACCUAAACUUUACCUUUUCUUUUCCACCUUGCAAUUGCUCACCUUUUAUGUCUUUAAUCUAUGUUAUUAUUUAGAUUGUUAAAUAGGUCUACUAUUCAUUUUAACACGAUCAAGUUGAAUACAACACCCAAACACACAUCCACAAAAAUUAUGGAAAAAGAUUAAAUAAAUAAGAAUAAGUAUCGA